Pleurotus ostreatus (oyster mushroom) is the source of this 672-nucleotide messenger RNA. RefSeq lists its product as uncharacterized. The transcript has 5 exons. The coding region runs from base 1 to 672 and encodes 223 amino acids. The record is from RefSeq and is a predicted model, not a curated record. NCBI's taxonomy places the organism in Eukaryota, Fungi, Basidiomycota, Agaricomycetes, Agaricales, Pleurotaceae.
AUGUUCAGGGCAGAAGCACCCGUGCUUUUGCAACGCCAUCCCCACAUUUCUCCUCUUCUUCCCCCAACGCCGUCUGUCUGGUACAUCAUGGCUAAGCUCCCUCAUGCUGCAAUUGAAGAGAUGCUAUUAGCUUUCUUUUGUGUUUGUGACUUUAUCUUGAUUGCUAUUGCAUUGACGGCCUUGUUGAAGACGAACACACUCAGCCCGCUCCCAACGUUCACCGCGUUUCUUGCUACCUUUGCUUUUGGCGUGUUCGCAGUUUCGGUGGCGAUCGCUGCUUACACGCAUGUUCGUACACGGUAUCCUAUCUCUCGUCGAAAUAUCAAGGGCAUGUGGACGUUCGGCAUCUUGUUCUUCCUCGCACUCGUGGCAAUUAUCCACGCAGCGCUACGCAUUUCCCGAGGGGCCCUUUGCACGGACUACCAAGCUCUGCCAUCUUCAUGCAGCUUUGGAGGAUUGACCCUCGCGCUUUGGUGCUUGAUUGCGCUGAUUGGUGUCUGUGGGACUGUUGUUUCAUAUUUCCACGUUGAAGAAGCUUGCAAGAUCACACCUUAUCCUAAUAACUACCAGGCUACUACAUAUAGCACCCCAUCCUACCCUCAGCGGGCGUAUCACUUGUCUCCUAACAGGGGAAUGCACCAUCCUUCAGAAUAUCAUUUUAGAGCCUUGUAG